UUUAGAAUACGUUUACUAUGGAAGGCCCAGCUCUCAAUCUGAAUGUGGAAAUUGUUAGAGUUGCACCGUCUCACGACCGUUUAUGCAAGUCUGCUAAUUUAUAAACCUAUAAAAACCCCUCCAAUGCAUGAGGGUUUUGCACACCAUACCCAAAACCAAAACCAUUUCCUUACAAUGGCAUCAUCCAAAACUUCAACUCCUUCUCUCUUCGCAAUCACUACCCUACUCCUCUUCAUCCUCCUUUCUCUCCUCUCCUACGCAAAAGCCUCAGAAACUCACCACAAAAAAACAUCUUCUUAUGAGUUCCUUGAACAUCUCAAAGGGUGUCACAAGGGUGACAAAGUUCAAGGCAUCCAAGACCUCAAAAAAUACCUUGAAAAGUUUGGUUACUUGAAUGGCAAUACCAACAAUGAUGACCACUUUGAUGACGAACUGGAGUCGGCCAUCAAAACUUACCAAAUCAAUUACCACCUCAAGGUCACUGGAACAUUAGAUGCGAAAACCGUAAAAAAAAUGGAGAUGCCUCGAUGUGGUGUGCCGGAUAUCAUCAACGGUACCACCUCCAUGAGAACAGGAAAGAAAAGGGGAGGACAUGGUUCAACUCACACAGUUGGUCAUUACGCUUUCUUCCAAGGAAACCCAAAAUGGCCUGCCAAUAAGUAUCACCUCACCUAUGGUUUUCUUCAAGGCACCCAAUCUGAGGCUGUGGGCGCAGUUGCACGUGCUUUUGCAACAUGGCAGAGCAACACACACUUCACGUUCAGCCAAGCCCAAAGCUUUGAGAGCGCUGAUCUGAAGAUCGGUUUUGGGAGGGGUGAUCAUGGAGAUGGGGCUAAUAAUGCAUUUGAUGGCCCAGGUAAGACCAUAGCCCAUGCUUUUCGGCCGACUAAUGGGAGAUUUCACUACGAUGCUGAUGAGACGUGGGUGGUGGGCGCUGUGCCGGGUGGUUUCGACUUGGAGACUGUGGCUUUGCACGAAAUUGGACACCUUCUUGGACUUGACCAUAGCUCUGUUCCAGGAGCUGUCAUGCAAUCUCAAAUUCCUCCGGGAUAUACCCAAAGUUUGCAUGCGGAUGAUGUUCAAGGAAUUAGAGCUUUAUACAACACUUGAUCUUUAUGAUGAUCAGGUCAUCAAGAAUGUUUUUAUGUUUAUCAAAUAAGGUACCUCACCUGGAGUGGAGUGUGCGAUACAAUAUAUUGCAUUAAAGUUGCAGCACAUUUAUGCUGGAUAUUCAAUUGUUUGAAGCUCGUAAAUUGUGAUAUUCACCCCAUUUGGAAUUUUUAAUAUUAAUUUUCGCAGUUUAUUUAUAGCAUAAUUAAUUUUUCAUUUUCUUGUUAGAAAUUUCUUUGGGACGUAGAAAAUUUGAUUCUCCUCGCGUAUAAAUCUUAAUUAGAGAACCUUCAGAGGUUGUACUUUCAAGUCAUAAACGAUUAGUAAUUACUAAAAAAAAAAAAAAAAGUGAAACAGGGGUCAAUUCGAUUUA
Messenger RNA from Prunus persica (peach), 1483 nucleotides. Its product is annotated as metalloendoproteinase 1. The record is from RefSeq and is a predicted model, not a curated record. The transcript has a single exon. Gene Ontology annotation, biological process: extracellular matrix organization; collagen catabolic process; proteolysis. Gene Ontology annotation, molecular function: metalloendopeptidase activity; zinc ion binding. Gene Ontology annotation, cellular component: extracellular matrix. The coding region runs from base 43 to 1110 and encodes 355 amino acids. Lineage: Eukaryota; Viridiplantae; Streptophyta; Magnoliopsida; Rosales; Rosaceae.